Messenger RNA from Papilio xuthus (Asian swallowtail), 1163 nucleotides. RefSeq names its product lipase member H. The transcript is spliced from 7 exons. Gene Ontology annotation, molecular function: serine hydrolase activity; lipase activity. NCBI's taxonomy places the organism in Eukaryota, Metazoa, Arthropoda, Insecta, Lepidoptera, Papilionidae. Bases 20 to 1138 code for a protein of 372 amino acids. The record is from RefSeq and is a predicted model, not a curated record. Gene Ontology annotation, biological process: lipid catabolic process.
AUUGGCUUUCUACACCCGUAUGAACGAAAUAUUGCAGCGACGAGACGAAAGUGCGUCGGCGAGCACGCAUCUAGUGCGAAUACUGUUUGGAUGCGGUUUGGUGUCAACAGCUCAGGACACUGGAUACCCGGCAGGCUUGUUUGCUGACUGUCCCGGCAUGAAUCGCACCACGAAAUUAUCAGAGGAAACGAAGCUCUCGCUCUCUGUGGUCGUUUUUUGGCCCAAGUCUCAUAUAUUUGAAAUUAACGAAAAGAAAUGCAACUUCGGUCCAGACGGAGCCGCGUGUAUCGCGAGUGUUUUACACUUCAAACGGAGAAAAACACAGGUGCUGAUCAGCGGCUACUUGGACGCUUCAUUCUCUCCCAUGGCGCGGAUGGUGCUGGAUCCCUACCUCAAGCUGGGACGCAAUGUUAUUGUCAUGGAGAUAUUUCCUAUAUUAUAUCGCAGCUAUCCUAUCGCAGCUCGCCUAACCAAGCCUCUGGGCUACCUGCUGGGUGAGCUCUUGGCUCAGUUGUCACACCGCGGUCUCUCGCACAAGGACAUGGAGCUGCUGGGCGGCAGCCUCGGUGCGCAUAUUGCUUACUACGCCACCGUCAAGUACCAUCAGCUGACGAACAGAAAGCCAAUGAGACUUACUGGACUGGACCCGGCAGGUCCGUGUUUUCGCAACUUGCCACCAGAUGACAGGUUCAGCGAGAGCGGGGCGCACAUGGUAGACGCGCUGCACACCAACAUGGACAGCUUCGGCCUGGCUGAUACUAUCGGCCACGUUGACAUAUAUGCUAAUGGUGGAGAAUAUCAACAAUCAAUGGUGAAUGGUUUCCUGUUACCUUGUCUGACGCUGUGCAGUCACAUGCGCGCCGCCAUGUACUGGGUGUCUGCGCUCAACAAUGCGGACAAAUUCCUUGCUAUACGAUGUCAAUCUGUCACUAAAGCACGACAUGGAGACUGCUAUGAUCAAAAAUUAGAAACCAACGUAUUAGGAUCGAAUACAGACUUCAAUCGACCUGGUAUUUACUAUUUACCGACAAAUGAAACUGACCCAUAUUAUAUAUAUAAAGAUGCUUUAGUAAAAAGACCUUAUGGACCAAAUGCUUAUCUACAGAAAGUCUCUCCCGAUGAAGAUAUGAUUAUAUAAGUGCAAUAAAAAUAUAUAUUUUAUA